GUUUGAUUGGUUCAUUUUGCUUCGUGAUCUGAUCGACUGUUGAUGCUAUACCGUCUUAAAGAUGCCACCAUUUACUCUUGAAGACUGUGGCGAUGACCAGCAAAAACGUCUGCACCGAACGCUGAAUCUUUUAUUUAAGCGACUGACUGAUGACGACGAGUAUUCAGAAAUUAAUAAUCAUCAACGAAAACUGAAGGCCUGCAACGUCGUUACAUUUCAAAUACUCAAAACACGACUUGGCGAACUGGCAUAUAAAACCACGAAGGAAUUCAUGGAUGAUAUUCUAUCCAUACAAUCGAUGACAAAAGAUUCGUCAAAGCGACUGCAGAGAAUCGCAAAACAAAUGGUCGAGUACUGCAAAAAUGAAAUCGUUUUCAUCGAAGCUUGCGAUUCAUGCUACGAAUUAGCUAAUGCGGACGUGAAGAACUGGUUCCCAUCUGUUUGCGAAAAACAACACAAACUGGUGUGGGCAAAAGUAGUCGGCUAUCCGUAUGCCCCUGCGAAAUUAAUGAAAACCGACAACGAUAAAGCUACAGUACAGUUCUUCGGCGAGCAUAAGAUAUCGCAGACGCCAACAAAAUUUUGUUUGCGUUUUAGCGAAAAAAGUCCAAAUCAUAAUUACGAUACGGAAGUCAAUAUUAUGCAGGAGGUUCAGCAGUACAUCAAAAAUCUCGGGCCGUCGUUCAAAUAUGCGCAAACUGGUGAAAGAUUGUCGGCUAACGUGACUGUAGCUCCAGCAAUAACCUCAGCAUCAACAUGGGCCUCGACCAUUCGCAAGAGUAUCACCGAUUUACUCGAUAAGAAUGAAAAGGAGUUUGAAACGCUGAAAACGAAUUUCGGGUUGAAAGAGGCCGUGUAUCGAUCCGAAAUUAAAGUGCUUGAAGAAAAGUUGUCGGCACAAAAGCGGCAAUACGAAGAACAGCUGACGGCUGCUAAGAAUCAAAAAUAUUGCGACUGCUGCAAGUCUGUAACUAAAUCGACCAUCCAUAUUUUUUGCAGCAACACCUGUGGAGCGAAGUGGUACGGUGACCAAGCUAACAAGUGACGUUGAACGACGACUGUUGAAUUUUCCUUUUUUUUUUUUAUUGAUUCGACAACCAGAUCGGUGUCUCUGAAAUCUAACUGCACAUUGGUUCAUUUUUAGCCAAGCAAAUAUUAUUCAAAUAAACAAACUCAUCGCGCAAAUUGACUCUGUUGUUCAAACUGCGGUAGAUGCCCCACUUUGGUCGAAGGAAUUCGUUACCUGUGCGCCACAUUUCUAUAUGACUAUUAGUGUAAGACAUUAGUUGCUGACCAUUAUCGAGUCGCUUUAUACGAAUGUGGAAUCGUCCUUGGGUGGCACAGGUAUACUCUACGGUGAUAUGAACCCAUCGGCCUGCAAAAUCAGACAAUGGUCCUUCCCAUAUGGGUGUUUGUACGGAAUUGGUACCUGCGUGCAAUACUUGCA
This is a messenger RNA of Bradysia coprophila, 1447 nucleotides long. RefSeq lists its product as uncharacterized. Gene Ontology annotation, molecular function: transcription corepressor activity. Gene Ontology annotation, cellular component: nucleus; cytoplasm. The record is from RefSeq and is a predicted model, not a curated record. NCBI's taxonomy places the organism in Eukaryota, Metazoa, Arthropoda, Insecta, Diptera, Sciaridae.